Rhagoletis zephyria (snowberry fruit fly) is the source of this 1074-nucleotide messenger RNA. It is a transcript of the gene Rrp42, whose product is annotated as exosome complex component Rrp42. Gene Ontology annotation, molecular function: mRNA 3'-UTR AU-rich region binding. The record is from RefSeq and is a predicted model, not a curated record. Gene Ontology annotation, cellular component: nuclear exosome (RNase complex); cytoplasmic exosome (RNase complex). Gene Ontology annotation, biological process: U1 snRNA 3'-end processing; exonucleolytic trimming to generate mature 3'-end of 5.8S rRNA from tricistronic rRNA transcript (SSU-rRNA, 5.8S rRNA, LSU-rRNA); TRAMP-dependent tRNA surveillance pathway. Lineage: Eukaryota; Metazoa; Arthropoda; Insecta; Diptera; Tephritidae.
GAUAUGGUCAGCCGUUUUUUGUAGGUUGAUAAAAUCACCGGUAGUGAAAUAUCGAUCAUAACUAGUUUCAUUCCUAGCUGCACAUUAAAGCUUUUAGAAAAAUAUCGGGGGGGGCAAUAAUUAAAAGUUGAAUAAGAAAAUCUCCUUGAAACUAAUUUUUGUUGAACAUGGCUAAUAUAUCUCUAAGUGAAGCAGAGAAAACUUAUAUUUUACAUGGCGUCGAGGGGGAUUUCCGAUGUGAUGGACGGUCACGUCGUGAUUAUCGGCCCAUGGAAUUAGAAACCGAUUUAGUCAGUAAUGCUAGCGGUUCCGCGAGACUCCGUCUAGCAAACACCGAUGUAUUGGUUGGCAUUAAGACUGAAAUAGACAAACCAAAUUAUUUGACUCCGGAUCAAGGAAAAAUAGAGUUUUUCGUCGAUUGUUCAGCCAAUGCGGCUCCUGAGUUUGAAGGACGAGGUGGGGAGGAAUUGGCUUUGGAAUUGGCAGACACUUUAACAAAUGCAUAUGAGUCUCCUAAAGCCUUUGAUUUAAAAUCUCUUUGUAUUUUACCUGGUCAACAAUGUUGGAAGCUCUUUGUCGAUAUUUUGAUAUUAGAGUGUGGUGGAAAUUUAUUUGAUGCCGUGUCUUUGGCGGCAAAAGCCGCUUUAUUUAAUACUAAAAUACCACGUGUUACCGCAGCUCUGAUGGAUGCUGGCGAAGCUGAUUUAUUAAUAUCGGAUGAUCCCUAUGAUUGUACGCGUAUUCAAAUUGAAAAUUUGCCCAUCUUGGUGACCGUGUGUAAAAUUGGAGAUUCAUGUGUAGUAGAUCCUUCCGCCGAAGAAGAGGAGUGCAGUAUCGCCAGCGUUGUUGUAGGAGUUUCAAAAAGAAAAGACAAAUGCUAUAUGUCCAACGUCCAUACAAUAGGUGAAGGAUCUUUACAUAAGGAUACGUUGCAUAAUUGCAUACAUUUGGGCUUAUCAGCCGCGGAAGACUUGAAUAACGAGUUGGAGAAAGCUUUAAAACUUGAAGAGGGGCGUGUGGGUUCCAAACGUAGAACUACCGUAGGAUUUCUUAAAUAAAACAAGCACACAAAAA